CCGACUCGUGCGCAGGCGCAGAAGAAAAGGGGCCGGUCGAACCGCCGAGGAGCGCCCCUCUUCCACCCUCUUUCUAGUUUUAUCGUACUGCGCAGGCGCACCGAGUGAAACAAGAUGGCGGCUCCCGUGGAUCUGGAGUUGAAGAAGGCCUUCACAGAGCUUCAAGCCAAAGUUAUUGACACUCAACAGAAGGUGAAGCUUGCAGACAUACAGAUUGAACAGCUAAACAGAACGAAAAAGCAUGCACAUCUUACAGAUACAGAGAUCAUGACUUUGGUAGAUGAGACUAACAUGUAUGAAGGUGUAGGAAGAAUGUUUAUUCUUCAGUCCAAGGAGGUAAUUCACAAUCAACUGUUAGAGAAACAGAAAAUAGCAGAAGAAAAAAUUAAAGAAUUGGAAGUAAGUUUUGAGUGAAUAUUGACAGUAGUAAAUUUUAAGAAAAAGCAGAAAAAAUCCUACCUGGAACGGAGUGUGAAGGAAGCUGAGGACAACAUCCGGGAGAUGCUGAUGGCACGAAGAGCACAGUAGGAAAUCUCAAGCAGAAGCUUCCUGCUCCCUCCCAUUCCUGGCAGAGGGGUCCAUGUGGGGAAACAUCCUCUCCUGCCCUGAUGGACUUUUUAUUUGGAUGAUCUGGUAACCCCGCGUUUUCUACUUCACCCUGUUCCCCUUUCAGAUCCCAACUCUGAAUUUUUUAUCCUGGCUCUGUCUGUCCCCCCGCCCGCCCAGAACACUCUUCUCCCCUGGGGGUGAGUCACCAGUUCCCAAGAGAGGGAAGAUGGGAGCCAGGACAGAUAGGGGAGCUCUGCCCAAUCCUAUUACUCUUACCAAUAAAAGGCAUCUGUUUCCCCAGC
Messenger RNA from Ailuropoda melanoleuca (giant panda), 851 nucleotides. RefSeq names its product prefoldin subunit 1 (gene PFDN1). Gene Ontology annotation, cellular component: prefoldin complex; cytoplasm. The transcript has 4 exons. The record is from RefSeq and is a predicted model, not a curated record. Gene Ontology annotation, biological process: protein folding. NCBI's taxonomy places the organism in Eukaryota, Metazoa, Chordata, Mammalia, Carnivora, Ursidae. The coding region runs from base 115 to 414 and encodes 99 amino acids. Gene Ontology annotation, molecular function: protein folding chaperone.